Molecule: messenger RNA, 225 nt
Organism: Ustilaginoidea virens
Lineage: Eukaryota; Fungi; Ascomycota; Sordariomycetes; Hypocreales; Clavicipitaceae
Exons: 2
Coding region: 1-225 (74 amino acids)
Source: RefSeq, a predicted model, not a curated record
AUGCAACUGCGGGAAAGGGGCGGGGUACUAGUGCAGCGCGCCUCCAUCCUCGGAAGCAUCCUGAUUCCCGCAGGCGACAUAGUCCAGCACCGCCACAAGCUGCUGCACAAGCUCCAGCCGCCAACGCAAAGCCGUCAGGAUGGGGUGGACUGCGUAAGCGGCACACCGUGGGCAGAUCGAUCCUCGGCCCUCGACGCGUCCUCACAGGUGGUAAAACAACGUUAA